Molecule: messenger RNA, 1611 nt
Organism: Lipotes vexillifer (Yangtze River dolphin)
Lineage: Eukaryota; Metazoa; Chordata; Mammalia; Artiodactyla; Lipotidae
Gene: ICAM1
Product: intercellular adhesion molecule 1
Exons: 7
Coding region: 1-1611 (536 amino acids)
Biological process (GO): cell-cell adhesion
Cellular component (GO): plasma membrane
Molecular function (GO): integrin binding
Source: RefSeq, a predicted model, not a curated record
AUGGUUCCCGGCGCUGCCCAUCCCGCGCUGCUUGCGCUCCUGGCCCUGCUCGGGGCUCUGCUCCCAGGGCCUGGAGGUGCUCAAACAUCAGUGCAGCCUCAAAACGCCAUCACAUCCCGAGGAGCCUCCAUAAUGGUGAACUGCAGUACCUCCUGUGACCAACACACAAUGUUGGGCCUAGAGACUCAGCUGGCCAAGAGGGAAGUAGGCCAUGGGGACAACUGGAAGAUUUUUGAACUGAGUGACGUGCAAAAAGACAGCUUCCCAAUAUGCUACUCAAUCUGUCUCAAUAACCAGUCAUCAGCUUUGAUGAACCUCACCGUAUACUGGUUCCCGGAACGCGUGGAGCUGGCCCCCCUGCCCCGCUGGCAGCCCGUGGGCGAGCACCUCACCCUGCGCUGCAUGGUGUCCGGUGGGGCCCCCCGGGACCACCUCACCGUGGUGCUGCUUCGUGAGGAGAAGGAGCUGGGCCGUCAGCCAGCGGGAAAGGGGGAGCCUGCCGAGGUCAAGGUCACGGUGCCGGCGAGCAGAGAUGACCAUGGCGCCAAUUUCUCUUGCCGCACGGAGCUGGACCUGCGGUCCCAUGGGCUGGGACUGUUCCAGAACAGCUCAGCCCCCAGGAAGCUCCGAACCUUUGUCCUACCAACGACCGACCCGCACCUUGCUACCCACGCGGUACUGGAAGUGGGCACACGGUGCCUGGUGAACUGCACCCUGGGUGGACUGUUCCCAGUCUCGGAGGCGGAGGUCCACCUGGCGCUGGGGGACAGGAGGCUGCAAACCACGAUCACGUACAAUGAUGACUCACUCUUGGCCAAAGCCUUGGUCAAGGGAGAGGUGGAGAAAGAAGGCGUCCAGUACUUGACGUGUGAGGUGAAUCUGGGAGGGCAGAGCCGGAGGUCUCUGAAGAACGUGACCAUCUACAGCUUCCCGGCUCCCAACCUGACCCUGAGCCAGCCCGAGGUCUCGGAAUGGACUACGGUGAACGUGGAGUGCGAGGCCCAGGCUGGAGCUGUGGUGACGCUGAACGGGGCCCCAGCCAGGCCUCCGGGCCCGAGGGCCCAGUUGCAGCUGAAUGCCAGCGCCGAGGACAACGGGCGCAGUUUCUUCUGCUCUGCUGCCCUGGCGGUGGCUGAGCAGGUGGUACACAAGAACCAGACCCGGGAGCUCCGUGUCCUGUAUGGCCCCCGACUAAACGAGAGGGAUUGCCUGGGAAACUGGACAUGGCAGGAAGGCUCCCAGCAGACCCUGAGGUGCCAGGCCUGGGGGAACCCAACCCCCAAGCUGAACUGUAGCCGGAAAGAGGACGGGGCUUUGCUACCCACUGGGGACCUGAGACCCGUCAAGCGGGAGGUGGCAGGCACCUACCAGUGUCGGGCCACCAGCACUCGCGGUGAGGUUACCCGUGAAGUUGUCAUCAAUGUGAUCUACCACCAGAAUAACUUGGCCAUCGUCAUUCCGGUGGCAUCUGUGAUCAUCUUGAGCACUGUGGGCACAGCCGCUUACUUCUAUAACUACCAGAGGAAGAUCCAGAAAUAUGAGCUACAGAAGACCCGGAAGGCCCAGGAAGAGGCUGCCAUGAAACUGACCACACCAGCCACGCCGCCCUGA